Molecule: messenger RNA, 648 nt
Organism: Camellia sinensis
Lineage: Eukaryota; Viridiplantae; Streptophyta; Magnoliopsida; Ericales; Theaceae
Source: RefSeq, a predicted model, not a curated record
AUGAGCAUACAUACAGCAUAUGUAAAGGCUAUUCGUUCUGCUCAGCAUUUCAUCUAUAUUGAAAAUCAAUAUUUCAUAGGGUCUUCAUACAAUUGGAGCUCCCAUAAAGACAUAGGUGCGAACAUUUUGAUUCCCAUGGAAAUUGCACUUAAAAUUACUGAUAAAAUCAGAGCAUGUGAGAGGUUUGUAGCUUAUAUUGUUAUUCCGAUGUGGCCAGAAGGCAAUCCAACAUGUGCUGCUACACAAAGGAUUUUAUUUUGGCAGAACAAAACAAUGCAAAUGAUGUAUGAGACCAUUUACAAGGCUUUAGUGGAGGUUGGGCUUGAGAAUGAAUACACCCCACAAGACUAUUUGAACUUCUUUUGUCUUGGCAACCGUGAAGUUGUAAGCAGUGACAGUUUAAGCACAGACCGUUCUGCUGCAGCAAACAGUCCUCAGGCACUGAGCCGGAAAAGCCAAAGAUUCAUGAUUUAUGUACAUUCAAAAGGCAUGAUAGUGGACGACGAGAAUGUAAUUAUAGGGUCUGCAAACAUCAAUCAGUGUUCAAUGGAGGGCUUAGAGACACUGAGAUUGCAAUGGGAGCCUACCAACCUCAUUAUACUUGGGCAAGAAAACUAUUCAAUCCACACAGACAGCUUUGCUCUUUAG